Abrus precatorius (Indian licorice) is the source of this 1110-nucleotide messenger RNA. RefSeq names its product pectinesterase 2-like. Gene Ontology annotation, molecular function: pectinesterase activity. The transcript has 4 exons. Gene Ontology annotation, biological process: cell wall modification. The coding region runs from base 1 to 1110 and encodes 369 amino acids. Lineage: Eukaryota; Viridiplantae; Streptophyta; Magnoliopsida; Fabales; Fabaceae. The record is from RefSeq and is a predicted model, not a curated record.
AUGGCUUCAAAAACUAUAAUCUUUACCAUUGAGGUUGCUUGUGCAAUAGCAUUUUUUACAUCCCAUGUUGUUUUAUCUGAUGACACAGUGCCAAUUCCAGCUGAAAAGGCCCAACUAAACACAUGGUUCACUAACAAUGUGAAGCCUUUAAAAGAAAGAAAAGCCACCCUAGACCCUGCUUUGUUGACUGCAGAAGAAGGUAGCAAGGUUGUGAAGGUAAUGCAAGAUGGUAGUGGGGAUUUCAAGACCAUUACCGAUGCCAUUAACAGCAUACCUAAUGAAAACACCAAGCGUGUGAUUGUGUACAUUGGAGCUGGAAAUUAUAAUGAAAAAAUUAAAAUUGAGAGGACAAAGCCUUUUGUCACCUUAUAUGGGGUACCAGAGCACAUGCCAAACUUAACCUUUGGGGGAACUGCACAAAAAUAUGGCACAGUUGAUAGUGCUACAUUGAUUGUUGAAUCAGAUUAUUUUGUUGCAGCUAAUAUCAUGAUCUCGAAUUCUGCUCCAAGGCCUGAUGGAAAACGACCAGGAGCUCAAGCUGUUGCGUUGAGAAUUUCUGGAGACAAAGCAACGUUUUAUAAUUGCAAGUUGUUGGGAUUCCAAGACACUGUUUGUGAUGAUCGGAAUAAGCAUUUUUUCAAAGAUUGCUUAAUUCAAGGAACUGUGGAUUUUAUUUUUGGCAGUGGGAAAUCACUAUAUUUGAACACUGAAUUAAGAGUACUUGGUGAUAGCGGGAUGACAGUAAUAGUAGCACAGGCAAGAAAAAGUGAGGAAGAGGACUAUGUCUACUCUUUUGUCCAUUGUGACAUUACUGGAACUGGAACUGGCACUUACUUGGGCAGAGCAUGGAUGUCUCAUCCAAAAGUUAUCUUUGCUUAUACCAGCAUGAGCAGUGUUAUUAUUCCAGAAGGAUGGGGAGACAAUAGACACCCUGAAUAUGCCAAAACUGCACAAUUUGGAGAGUAUCAGAACAAGGGACCUGGUGCUGAUCCCAAAGGUCGAGCCAGUUUCACAAAACAACUAACUGCUGAGCAGGUCAAACCAUUUAUAUCUCUUGCCAUGAUUGAAGGCUCCAAAUGGCUACUUCCUCCUCCACAUCCUGCGGUCUAA